AUGUUGAAGAUGGGGCAGGCCAGUUUUCUGUGUAUUUGUCUCGGAAUGGUGUGUUUGCUGAGUGGGAUUUGGGUGCAAGCAGAGGACCCUUACUUGUAUUUUACUUGGGAAGUCACCUAUGGGACUGUUUCUCCUCUAAAUGCUCCUCAACGAGGUAUACUCAUCAAUAACCAAUUCCCUGGCCCGACUAUUGACGCUGUGACAAAUGACAAUGUCCUAGUAAAUGUCAUUAACAAGUUGGACGUCCCUUUCCUCAUAACAUGGAAUGGGAUUAAACAAAGGAGGACUCCAUGGCAAGAUGGAGUGCUUGGGACACAAUGUCCAAUCCCUCCAAACUCCAACUGGACCUACAAGUUCCAAGUGAAGGAUCAGAUUGGGACCUAUAACUACUUCCCUUCAAUCGGAAUGCAAAGAGUUGCUGGAGGGUAUGGAGCUUUCAACGUCAACCAAAGAUCAGUGAUUUCCAAACCUUACCCGGAACCUUUUGAAGAAUUCAACGUGCUUGUUAGUGACUGGUACAACACCGAUUUCAAGAUUUUGGAGCAACGACUGGACCAGGGAACCCCUCUCCCUCUUCCUGAUGGUCUUCUCAUCAAUGGACUUCCUAGUGGCCAAGCUGUGUUCACAGGGGAAAAAGACAAGCUCUACAAGUUCAGGAUCUCCAAUGUGGGUGUUGCAGUAGCAAUCAACUUCAGAAUCCAGGGACAUACAAUGACUCUCAUCGAAGUUGAAGGUGCUCAUACGUUGCAAGAAAUCUAUGAGUCCCUCGAUGUUCAUGUUGGCCAAUCUGUGACUGUGUUGGUCAGAUUACACGCACCAAUGGCCAAGGACUACUUCAUUGUUGCUUCCUCACGUUUCACCAAGCCAAUCCUCACCACCACUGGGAUUCUCAAGUACGCAGGCUCCACCACACCAGCUGCUAAGCCAUUGCCAGUUGGACCAACUUACCAUCUCCACUGGUCAAUGAAGCAAGCUAGGACUAUCAGGUUGAAUUUGACAGCAAAUGCAGCCAGGCCAAAUCCUCAAGGGUCAUUUCAUUAUGGAACCAUCAACGUCAUGAGGACCAUCUUCCUGACCAACACAGCAGAAAAGGUCAAUGGGAAACUGCGUUAUGCUAUUAACAGCAUCUCCCAUGUUGACCCACCCACACCAUUGAAGUUAGCUGAUUGGUAUAACAUCCCUGGUGUGUUUAAGCUGAACUCUGUCCCAGAUAUGCCCACCAAUACCACUCCUGUUCUUGCUCCUGGAGUCCUUGCAUUCGAACUCCAUGACUUUGUGGAGAUCAUCUUUCAGAACUCAGAAUACACGGUCCAGUCAUAUCAUAUGGAUGGAUCCAGUUUCUACAUUGCUGGUUAUGGAAAUGGGCCCUGGACACCUGCAAUGAGGAGAAGAUACAAUCUUGCUGAUACAGUGCCUAGACACACUGUUCAGGUUUAUCCAGUAUCAUGGACAGCAAUACUGGUGUCACUGGACAACAAGGGGAUGUGGAACUUGAGGUCUGCAAUUUGGUCGAGGAGAUACCUAGGGCAGCAGCUGUAUAUGAGAGUCUGGAAUGACGAGAAGAGUCUCUUCACCGAGGCUGAUCCACCACCAAAUAUUUUGCUUUGUGGUUUGGUGAAAAAAGCUUAG
Linum trigynum is the source of this 1629-nucleotide messenger RNA. Lineage: Eukaryota; Viridiplantae; Streptophyta; Magnoliopsida; Malpighiales; Linaceae. The record is from the annotation of a GenBank genome assembly.